CUGCUGGAGACCGGCCAGAUGUCGAUCUUCUCUCGGGCCGUCCGAUGGUGUUCUAGUGCCCUGCACCUGUGCGGGCUGUCAACGUCACUGGACGUUAGCUAGGGAGCAGAGAGACAGCCAUUAUUGGCCUGGCUAUGGGGGAUCGCUGAUUACUUGAGACGAACGAUCAGCCAUAUACUACUCCCGUCGUAGAAUAUUAGAUCAGACAGUUUGGAGCUCAAGAAUUUCAUGACUUUUUAUUGUCGCCUGGUCCCGUCCGUUGCAUGCCCGCUUGCUAAAAUUACCCCGCGAUUCUAGAACGGCCACCACCCCGCAUCUGUUGAUAGGUAGGCUUGCUCAAGCUUUCCCAUCGCACUGCUCACCUGCUUGGCCACGGGUACGCAACCUACCUUACCUGUCCUAGUCCAUACUUUCACUUUGCCCAUCACCUCAGUUUGCUGAGUCUUUUCCCCAGCAUCAACAACAUCUAUGUCCUUUCGGCACAUCGCCAAGAUGACCGUCCUCGAGGCUGCCGACAUCCCCUCCGUCUCCCUUCUCUACAAGCUCCACAAGCUGUCAGCCGCACCCGCUGACACCAAGCUUGUGAAGACUCUCUUGGGACCGACCGAGAUCCCUCCCCCUUCUAAAUCUCUCAACGACCGUGUUGCCGUGUACCGUGCCGACAUCACUUCUCUCGCCGUCGAUGCCAUCGUCAAUGCCGCUAACCGCUCCCUUCUCGGGGGCGGCGGCGUAGACGGUGCCAUUCAUCGGGCAGCUGGCCGCGGCCUGUACGAAGAGUGCAAGAAGUUGAAUGGGUGCAAGACUGGCUCAGCCAAGAUCACAGACGCCUAUGACCUGCCAUGCAACAGGGUCAUUCACGCUGUCGGCCCCGUCUACGACCCGGCGGAUCAUGACACGAGCGAGAAGCUGCUGGUCGGCUGCUACACAACAAGCUUGGAGCUCGCCGUUGAACACGAGUGCCGCACAAUCGCCUUCAGUGCACUCAGCACCGGUAUAUAUGGCUACCCAAGUCGGGAGGCCGCGCCCGCAGCGUUGAGUGCCAUUCGCAAAUUCUUGACCGGGAAGGACGGGGACAAGAUUGACAAGGUAAUACUUGUUACGUUUGAGAAGAAGGAUGUGGAUGCUUACACCGAGUUCGUCCCACAUUACUUUCCUCCUGUUUCCGAAGGCUCAACAUCCGAUGCCGUCGCACAAGAGCUUCCCAGCGUCCCAACAUCGGACCUUGUGGAUCCCGAAGAGGCCGACAAGAGAUAGGCAUGGCUAAGGAGGAGAAUAAGGCAAAAAUAGGUGGUAGAUUUCACGGAGUUCCGGAAAAAAAAGUGACUCCCAGACAUGUUUGGGAGGAGGGCGUAAUUGGUAGCUCAGUGCUUGGAACUGGGAACUGGUGGGUGGGUGGCUUAGAGGCACAACACAAGACGGUCCUCGGGUAUUAUCUUGUGUGGCGUUAGUAUUAUAGGUCCGUUCUUGACAGCUUGGUGCUUGCAAUACCAAGACUGAAACUCGCUAUGGUCAAUGUGAACCCAAGGGUGAACUCUACCUUUCUUGUAUCCCAUGUGCACGUGUAAAGACAGGGUUAUGCUUUGGCGCCAAG
Messenger RNA from Podospora pseudopauciseta, 1591 nucleotides. RefSeq lists its product as uncharacterized. The coding region runs from base 469 to 1254 and encodes 261 amino acids. NCBI's taxonomy places the organism in Eukaryota, Fungi, Ascomycota, Sordariomycetes, Sordariales, Podosporaceae. The transcript is spliced from 2 exons. The record is from RefSeq and is a predicted model, not a curated record.